UACUAGCAUAACAACACGUUUGAAAAUAAUAUCAACAGUAUAGACAUAUACCGAGAAAAAAAUAGUUUUACUUAUAAUUAACUUCCGGUAAUGGGUAUUUAAUAAAUGGCGGUGAAAACAAAUUAAUGUUUUAUCAAGAUUUUCAUCGAUGCAAUGAAAAUAUUUGAGUAAGUUAUUUAUAAUAUCAUAUAUCGUACGUUGAUAAGAACAUGGAAAUUGUUAUUGGAGAACAUGAUUUUUGAUAAUUAAACACAAUAUCUUGCAUGAUGACUGCAAAAGUAUAUCAACCGGAUCAAGAAUUAGAAACGAAAGUUAAGAAAGCAACUGAACGUAUAUCUGAGAAUAUGCACAUAGUUGCAAAUGAACCAUCACUCGCAUUUUAUAGACUUCAGGAACAUGUAAGAAAGGCAUUGCCUCCUAUGGUAGAGAAACGUGUAGAAGUACUUGCACUUCAACAGCAACUUUUAGGCAGAUGUUACGAUGUGGAAUAUGCCGUAAGUGCUAUUAAAACAAUGCACGGAGCUGGAAAAAGUUUUGAGAACACUUUAGAAUUUAUCAAGAAUGCCAUAUUUUUCAAGCAACAAUUGAAGUAUGAAGAACAACGUAGGCACAAGAAAGAUGGAAACAGAGAUUCUGUGUACAAAAGACUGUCUGCACACAUUCCUACCUUAGAUCAUUUACCUGAUGAAAUAUCUGAUGUUGUAAGGGAAACUGCUAACAGAGUUGAGUCUAUGAUGAAUCAUGCCAGAUAUUCCACUGAGAUUCAAAAAACAAAUUGAACUUAAAAUAAUAAUUCAAUGUAUUAAUAUAGAAUAUAUUGAAAAGUAUAAAUGUG
Molecule: messenger RNA, 835 nt
Organism: Frieseomelitta varia
Lineage: Eukaryota; Metazoa; Arthropoda; Insecta; Hymenoptera; Apidae
Product: BLOC-1-related complex subunit 8 homolog
Exons: 3
Coding region: 264-779 (171 amino acids)
Cellular component (GO): BORC complex
Source: RefSeq, a predicted model, not a curated record